GUAACGCUUGACGCAUGCGCAGAAAACGUAUUAAAACCUCGUGGUAAAUUUUGCAAGUAGAUCAGCGAAGAUGUUGGUGUUAUUUGAAACACCGGCGGGUUACGCCAUGUUUAAGCUACUAAAUGAAAAGAAAUUAUCGAAAGCAGAUAACCUAUUUGAAGAUUUUAGUAGUCCAGAGGCAGCAAGUAAAGUAGUCAAAUUGAAGCAUUUUCAAAAGUUCAAGGACAUGACAGAAGCAUUAGCAGCUGCAACAGCUGCAAUCGAGGGGAAGAUGAGCAAGACCCUGAAGAAGAUGAUGAAGAAGAUGGUCGCCCAAGACAUUCAGGAGGAGCUGGCUGUAGCCGAUGCCAAACUGGGAAAUGUCAUCAAGGACAAGUUUGACGUUCAGUGUGUGACAAACUCCAACAUUCAGGAGCUCAUGCGAGGUAUCCGGUCACAGAUGGACAGCCUCAUCACAGGGUUGCCAGAGAAGGAGAUGUCAGCCAUGGCCCUCGGUCUCGCCCACAGCCUGUCCCGCUACAAGUUGAAGUUCAGCCCUGACAAAGUGGAUACCAUGAUUGUCCAGGCUAUAUCCCUGCUGGAUGACUUGGACAAGGAGCUCAACAACUACAUCAUGAGGUGCCGAGAGUGGUAUGGCUGGCAUUUCCCUGAACUUAGCAAGAUUGUCACUGACAAUGUCGCAUUUGCUAAAGUAAUCAAACAAAUAGGUGAUAGAACUAAUGCUGUCUCCUGCGAUAUGUCGGCUAUAUUACCUGAAGAUGUCGAACAGGAAGUGAAGGAUGCCGCAGAGAUAUCAAUGGGAACUGAGAUAUCGGAGGAGGAUUUGUUGAAUGUAGGAUACCUGUGCGAUCAGAUAUUAGAAAUCACUGAGUAUAGGACCCAGCUGUACGACUACCUCAAGAACAGAAUGGUGGCGGUGGCCCCAAACCUGACAGUUCUGGUGGGGGAGCUGGUUGGAGCAAGGCUUAUAGCCCACGCAGGUUCUUUGCUCAACUUGGCGAAGCAUCCGUCCUCCACAGUACAGAUCCUGGGCGCCGAGAAGGCUUUGUUCAGAGCCCUCAAGACCAAACACGAUACGCCCAAAUAUGGUCUCAUCUAUCAUGCAUCACUCAUCGGCCAGGCAACUCCAAAGAAUAAAGGAAAAAUGUCUCGAAUGCUGGCUGCCAAGGCGGCUCUGGCCAUCCGAGUGGAUGCGCUGGGUGAGGAGACGAAUGUUGAGCUGGGCUUGGAUCACAGAGCAAAGCUGGAGCAGAGGAUGAGGGCACUGGAGGAAGGAAGUGCCAGGAGAAUCAGUGGAACAGGCAAAGCCAAGUUCAAGGCUGAGAAGUACGAGAACAAAAGUGAAGUCAAAAUGUACAAUGUUGGUGACGACUCCACAUUGCCCAGGGUUGCUAAGAAGAGGAAGUUUGACGAGCAAGAGGAGGAACCUCUCACGCCAAAACAGAUAAAACAAGAACCUGCCGAAAAUGGGUCAAGCAGUGCGGAGGAAUCGGAGAAGAAGAAGAAAAAGAAGAAGAAGAAGAAGCAUGAAGACGCAGAUGUCAGCCAGGAAGCUUUGGGUUCACCCAAUGGAGAUGUUGCUUCAGAGAAAAAGAAGAAGAAAAAGAAGAAGAAAGCUAAAGAAUCAGACAGUGAUUAGUUCUGUGAUCUGUAAAUGUAAACUCUUGUACUUUUUCUGAAUGAACUGAUCCUGGCUGUGUGCAUAGUGCUGUCAACACAUGGCACCUGGAGAGCUGGUAGUACCUCAUCAUGUACAUGCGUUGAAUCCAUGUACAGGGAGAGAAACUGUCUGCCAACACAUGGACGUUAACCGGGUAUGGAGAUCAUCAGCUUCAGUGCAUUAUUAUUGAAGGUGGAUAUCACAUUUUCUGUUGGGCAUUAAAGAAGUGUUUGCCGAAUUUGUGAAGAUUUUAAGAGGUCAAGUGUCACAGAUGUUCCAGUAGCUUUAUCAUGGCAAUGUAUACCACUCAACAUUUGCUAAAGACCAAAAUAGUCGUCUUUAGUCGAAGGUGUGGUCCUUGGCAAUAUAUGGUGGUUGAGAAAUGAAUAAUAUCAGCCAGCAGAUAUACCACUCAACAUUUGCCAAGGACCAAAAUAGUCGUCAUAAGUCAAGGGUAUGGUCCAUGGCAAAUGUUUGUGGUAUAUAUGCUUGCUGAAGUUAUUCUUUUCUCAACCUCUAUAUACUUUAGCUUAGGAAUGUUACCUGUUCUCUUAUUCAAGAAGUUACAUGUUGUGGAGGGCAAGUUAAUGUCAUGUCAGUUUGUUGUCUUUCUUUUGAAGAUGUGUAGUGAGAAGUGGAAAUUUAGGAAUGGUACGAGAUGAAAUAAGCUGUAGUAUUUGUUACUAUUUGUUGUUGCUGAAAUGACACUACUUUAUUGAAGGAUAAUCAGUGUUGAAUAUUCACUCAAAAUCUAUCCGGACUGGCAACUCAAAGUUAUCUGCCCUGUUAGAAAGUUGGCAGUCCAAAUUUUAUACGAAUGUUUAUUCAUAUUUACAUUAUGGCUGAAAAAGUCAGCACGGCCAACGUGGUGUGCAUUCUCUAAAAGUUGACUGCCCAAGACAAAAACAGCCCUUCUUGGACAAAUGGGCAGGCAGGCAUUUCCAAUGCUGGGUUAAUGCUUUCAGACAUAGGAAGCCAAGGCCCAUCUAUGCGAUAGUGCGGGAUGUGUGCACUUGACCUAUGAUAUUUGAGAACAGUGACAGGUAUCACCAGUAAUAUGCAUUUAUUCCUUGUAAAUAAUGAACCUUGAGUCAACUGGACAUAUAUUUCAUACCUUUAUUUCAAGUUUGUAGAGUAUACACAAGUUUUUGAAGCUGUUGAAGCUGUUUUACAUCCCUGUUAAAGGUUGCAAUUUUAGUUCAUCAACUUAUUUUAGUAUGAUCUUUUUAUUGAGGUAAGCAAGUGUUAUGUUACUGUUUAGUAAAAAUGCAGAUUUUAUUAAUGAUUUGUUGACAUUAGAAGCUAUGAAUUUGUGAAAAUGGUUCCAAGUUGUUUUUGAAUGCUUGACGGUUUGUCAAUCAUGUGAAAUAGAUUUUACUUAAGUCGAUUCCAUAUCAUUCAUUCAUGACUGCAGAGGUACUACCGUACAGCAGAGGUAUUUAAUUGUACCUGAGGAAAGAGUUAGCAUUCCAAGUCACUGUGUUAGAAAGUGUUGAUCUGUUUGGACUUGUAGUCCACUUCAGAAAUGUCAUUUCAAUCCUUCAACCCUUGAUAAUGUGUUGCCCAUGGCAUCAAUCUUGUCCUGUAUUCCUCUGUUUGGUAACCUUGGUUACAACUUCUGACUUAAGAACUUCACCUAGGCUUUACAUACCAAUAUAUCAGAAAAACUCAUUGUAAAUACACGCCCAUAACUUUCAAAUUCUGUAAAUAUUUUCCAUUUCCCAACCUAUUAAGACAUUUGAGUUCUACGCUGGUUUCUGCAUGAAUAUACAUCCUGACUGCUACAGAGUGCCGGCCUUCGUGUGUGGUGGGGUCAUCAAGGCUUUAUAUUUGUCAUAUUUCAUACAUGAGAACAGUAAAAAUAUCAAACGUG
Molecule: messenger RNA, 3533 nt
Organism: Haliotis rufescens (red abalone)
Lineage: Eukaryota; Metazoa; Mollusca; Gastropoda; Lepetellida; Haliotidae
Product: nucleolar protein 58-like
Exons: 15
Coding region: 71-1639 (522 amino acids)
Cellular component (GO): box C/D methylation guide snoRNP complex; small-subunit processome
Molecular function (GO): snoRNA binding
Source: RefSeq, a predicted model, not a curated record